CACACACACACACACACACACACACACACACGCACACACACUGUUUCUCUCUCUCUCUCUCUCUCUCGCUGUCUCUCUGAUGACUGAACGAAGACUGAUCCGAUGUGGGUGGCUACCGUACUCCACCAACCGGUAGGUCCGCUUUCGGCGGUCCACGUCUCUUGUCCAAGUCCCAAACUUUUUGCUCCCUCGCUACGCAAAGUCGACACGUUUCGUUUUCGUACUCGAUACCCGUUUCGCAAUUUCAAAGUUUCAGCGGCAAAGAAGCAGCUGACUCGGACUCGGAAAACAGAAUUAUGGGUUGGUGGUGUUGCAGAGAGUGAAAAAUUAUCAGCACGAGAAGAGGACGAUGGAGGUUUCGAUAUCGGGUGGUUGCCUUCUUUCCCUCAUGUAUUGGUGGCUUCCAUGUCCAAUUUUCUCUUUGGGUAUCACAUUGGAGUGAUGAAUGGUCCUAUUGUUUCUGUUGCCCGAGAACUUGGUUUUGAAGGGAACCCAAUUCUGGAGGGACUUGUGGUCAGUAUAUUUAUUGUUGGUGCGUUUCUUGGAAGUAUAUGCUCUGGGUCAAUAGUGGAUAAAAUUGGCUGUAGACGGACCUUUCAAAUUGACACCAUUCCUUUAAUUCUCGGUGCAUUAAUAAGUGCACAAGCCCAUUCCUUGGAUGAAGUAAUUUGGGGAAGGUUUCUUGUUGGCCUUGGUAUAGGUGUGAAUGCAGUUCUUGUACCAAUUUAUAUCUCGGAGAUUGCUCCAACCAAAUAUCGGGGUUCACUGGGAAGCUUGUGUCAAAUUGGUACAUGCCUUGGAAUUAUUGCGUCACUUUUUCUUGGCAUUCCCUCUGAAUCUGAUCCACACUGGUGGAGGUUGAUGCUUUACACUGCAAGCGUCCCAGGAUUUAUUCUUGCACUUGGUAUGCAGUUUGCAGUGGACAGUCCCCGUUGGCUAUGUAAAGUUGGGAGGAUGAGUGAUGCUAAAGCAGUUAUCCAAAGCCUUUGGGGAGAAUCUGAAGUUGAAAGAGCAAUUGAAGACUUCCAGUCGGUAAUCAAGGAUGAUGGAAGUGAUAUGGAGAGCAGAUGGUUGGAACUCUUGCAGGAACCGCAUUCUAGAGCUGCGUUUAUUGGAGGUGCCCUCUUUAUACUUCAACAGUUUUCAGGUAUAAAUGCGGUUCUUUACUUUUCUUCUUUGACCUUUCAAGAUGUUGGAAUUACAAGUAGUGCUUCAGCAAGUGUGCUUGUCGGUAUUACCAACUUUGCAGGUGCACUGGGUGCUUUAUACUUGAUUGAUAGACAAGGGAGACAGAAACUCUUAAUUGGAAGUUAUUUAGGAAUGGGAGUUUCUAUGUUGCUUGUGGUCUUUGCUAUAACUUUUCCAUUAGAUGGGGAACUCGGUCAUAAUUUAUCAAUACUGGGAACUCUUUUGUAUAUAUUCACCUUUGCAGUAGGAGCUGGCCCAGUUACUGGUCUUAUCAUACCAGAAAUCAGCAGCAGCAGGACACGUGGGAAGAUUAUGGGGUUCAGUUUUUCUACACAUUGGGUUUGCAAUUUCUUGGUGGGUUUGUUCUUUCUUGAAUUGGUGGAGAAAUUUGGAGUUGCUCCAGUUUAUGCUUGCUUUGGUGGAACCUCCUUGUUGGCAGCAGUAUUUGCUACAUACUUCGUAGUUGAAACUAAAGGCCGCUCACUUGAGGAAAUUGAGAUGUCGCUGAACCCCAACACCAUUACUAGAGAAAAGUGAACCUUUUUGUGCCCAAAAUGAAGCAGAGUUUAGAGAAGAUGAACUGCCAUGAUUGAUCAAAUUGCCAACAUGUUUUUUGUAGGAAGAACACCGGCUUUCAUGUGCAUAUAAAGUAUAAUCUUUUGCUCACCAACCCGAUUCUGUAAAUGGCUUUUUUUCUUUUUUUCUUUUUUUUUUUUUGUGAAAAUUUAUAAAAUCAAAAUUCAUUGUUGAAUUGGGAUUUUUAGAUUGAUUGGAA
Ziziphus jujuba (common jujube) is the source of this 1963-nucleotide messenger RNA. RefSeq names its product probable plastidic glucose transporter 1. The transcript has 12 exons. Gene Ontology annotation, cellular component: membrane. Gene Ontology annotation, biological process: monosaccharide transmembrane transport. NCBI's taxonomy places the organism in Eukaryota, Viridiplantae, Streptophyta, Magnoliopsida, Rosales, Rhamnaceae. Gene Ontology annotation, molecular function: hexose transmembrane transporter activity. The record is from RefSeq and is a predicted model, not a curated record. The coding region runs from base 103 to 1725 and encodes 540 amino acids.